Molecule: messenger RNA, 1056 nt
Organism: Suricata suricatta (meerkat)
Lineage: Eukaryota; Metazoa; Chordata; Mammalia; Carnivora; Herpestidae
Product: olfactory receptor 4K15-like
Exons: 3
Coding region: 1-1056 (351 amino acids)
Biological process (GO): G protein-coupled receptor signaling pathway
Cellular component (GO): membrane
Molecular function (GO): olfactory receptor activity; G protein-coupled receptor activity
Source: RefSeq, a predicted model, not a curated record
AUGGCAGCCACAUGGAAAGAAGUGAACCGGGGACAGAAGAGCCAUGGUGCCAAUAACUUCAGCAGCCCAGAGUCAGUUAAUGGAUGGAGCAAUAAAUCGGUGGUUACUGAAUUUAUUUUGUUGGGCCUGUCUAGCUCUCAGGAUAUUCAACUCUUCCUCUUCCUUUUGUUCUCUGUGUUUUAUGGAGCUGCGGUUUUGGGAAACAUCUUUAUCAUCCUCACAGUAAUUAUAGACUCUCGCUUACAUUCCCCAAUGUAUUUUCUUCUUAGCAAUCUCUCCUUUAUUGAUGUGUGUCAGGCUACAUUUGCCACUCCCAAGAUGAUUGCAGACUUCCUCAAUGAACACAAGACCAUCACCUUCCAGGGAUGCAUGUCACAGAUAUUUUUCUUGCAUGUUUUUGGGGGUAGUGAGAUGGUGCUUCUUGUCGCUAUGGCCUAUGAUAGAUACAUUGCUAUCUGCAAACCUCUGCAUUACAUGACCAUCAUGAGCCGAAGGGUGUGCGCUAUUCUGGUGGGAGUCUCCUGGACCAUUGGUAUUCUGCAUUCAGCCAGCCACCUGGCAUUCACAGUCAAUCUUCCUUUCUGUGGACCCAAUAAGGUAGACAAUUUCUUUUGUGACCUUCCCCUGGUGAUCAAACUUGCCUGCUUAGACACAUAUGAUUUAGAGGUCCUUGUGCUAACCAACAACAGUGGCUUUCUUUCUAUGAGUUCCUUUCUCCUCUUGGUCAUCUCCUACACUGUGAUACUUAUCACAGUUAGGAAACGCUCCUCUGCUAGCAUGGCAAAGGCCCGUUCCACACUGACUGCUCAUAUCACGGUGGUCACACUCUUCUUUGGACCCUGCAUCUUUAUCUAUGUGUGGCCCUUCAGCAGUUAUUCUGUUGACAAAGUCCUUGCUGUAUUCUACACCAUCUUUACUCCCAUUUUAAACCCAAUUAUCUACACUCUAAGGAACAAAGACAUGAAGGCAGCUAUGUUAAAAGUGAAGAGUCGGUAUCUGAAGUCAGGCCAGGUUUCUGCAUUCAUAAGAAAUGUUCUUUUCUUGGAAACAAACUAA